Messenger RNA from Linnemannia hyalina, 5280 nucleotides. The record is from the annotation of a GenBank genome assembly. Lineage: Eukaryota; Fungi; Mortierellomycota; Mortierellomycetes; Mortierellales; Mortierellaceae.
AUGCCCACAGCACGCCAGGUGUCCCUCGUCCAAAAGCUGCGGUGGCAUGUCAGCGGCAACAUCUCACCCACUGCUUUUGCCAUCGGAGAUGUCGAUGGUCACGGCGUAAGCAUCAAAGACUGCGUGUUCCUUGCUGAGCUCCAAAAAAAAGUGCUUUGCCCGUUCUACGGACGAGGAGCGUUGAGAGGUAUUACUGCGGUGGCGAUUGGCGAUAUCAGGAAUUGUGGCAAGAACUCGAUUGUCGUGCUGAGCGCGGAGGGACUCUGUCAUAUCUUUGACAUUACAGAACUUGAUGAUGACCACGGAUAUCAGUCGUCGACUGGCGCCGCCCAGUCGCCAGGGGGAAUGUUGGCAGGGCCAGGAUCUCGCAACACCUCCAUCCCCGACAUUCAUAAUCCCCACCGGAGUCACUCUACUAGUCAUCCAAACCACGGAACCCCACCAUUACCACCGGCACCUCAGAAUACACCGCAUGGAUCGUCAUCGUCCUCUGUCGCUGGCAAUCAUCAUGUGUCAGGCGCGACUCCAGUUCAUUCACAAGUCGGCAGUAUUCAAGGAAACGGAGCGGGAGCGAGGCGCGGCUCAGAGAUGUACUCAGGGAAAGGACGCAAACUCAAAAAGGCCCUCCACGAGUACUCGACACAACACAUUCGGGAAAACUCAGACGGCGAUGGACUGAACGAGCUUGUGUUGGCGAGAACGGAUCGGAUAUUGCAUUCAUACGCCCUCCAGUCCGGAAAGACUGCUUCACCUACAGGACCUACUCAUCCUCAGAACCAACCCUUGAAUCUGGCCAAACUUCUCAGUCGCACAAGCAGCGUGUCAACGUUAGACAGCAGUGGCCUUCUUUCGCCCUCAGAAGAUAGACGCGAAGCGGUGAUUCACUACCCUUCAAUGUCUUCAGUUGGACGACAGUAUAACGGUGGACCAUCAGGCGCAGGGGUUGGUUCUGGUUCUGGUCAAGGCCAAUCUGAGGCGCAAGAUGGCAAUGAACCUUCGGCACGCUUAGCACUUGCGGAGAAGAAGAGAUGGGCACUAGAUGGACAGAUCCACUGCCUAUCAGUCACCAAAGACACACAUUCUGGACUGCCGAUUCUACUUGUCGCCCAACCUGGACUCAAGUUUGUGAUGGUGGACCACGCAGGAAACAUGUCGGAGCCUAUCACUCAGAUCCAGAGGAGCCCAUCUAACUUGUUGAAUGUGUCAGGACCGGAUACUCCGACUCGUGGGGCCGGAAGUGGCGAUGUGGCUACCGAUAUCGUGUGUGGCACCCACUAUGUUGACGGAGAAAAGAAGGAUAUCAUUGGUUUGAUGUCCAUGGAUGGCGCGUUUGCAUUGCACGAUCUCGAGAACAACACAGUCAAGGUCCACGAUCUUGAUUCGACUCACAAGAUUUUUGGGUUCUCUAAGCUCAACUUUGGCAAGGAGUUUUUGGAGCGGAAGGCGCGGGAACCUAGAAAAUCUCGCCCGAGCUAUGGCAGGACCAGCAGUCGAUAUGCGGAAGAAAUUUAUUCUGAUCGCGGAGACGACGACGACGACGAUGACGAAGCCGGAUACCACGACAGCGAAGAUGGCGAGACGCUGGCUGAUCAUGGAGAGUACAGUGAUGAAGGCCACGACAGUGCCCGCCAUUGUGAACGACCCAAGUCGAGGAAACCAAGGACUUCUACGCCGUCACUACUGAUCUCCGAGCCAUAUGGAUCGAGAUUCCAGAAGAACGACAUGUUUGUAGGCUGUUCAUGGAGCGGCAUCACGUUCUUCAUCGACCAGGAGUUCAACACUGCACAGUAUGAUUUCGAUGCUCGUGUCUGUGCCUUUGGAGCAGGUCAAUACGCUGUGACACCUGGUCGAAACGAGCCAUGUUUGUUCUACGUGGACUUUGAGGACAACAUCUACGUCUACUACAACUUGUACAUACAAACGGAACCUUCGGUGCAAUUCCAGGAUAUUGUAAAAGCGGAUGCCUCGCUGGUUGGCACAAGCCAAAAGUUGCACUCGGAGCAGAAUGAGGCCUCAUUAGCGAAGGCAGCCAUUCAUGGAUCAGAGGAGGAAAAGCAGAACGAUGAAAAUGAAACGACAGCACCAACACCUGCUCCCUCAGACAACAAAAUCCCACCAGCUUCGACUUGGACUGAGCAGGACAUGAAGGGUUUCAUCCAUGACUCGCUGUACGACGUCAAUCGCUACGAGGAUGAGUUCCAGCGGCUGAAGCGACUGGCCAACAUUGAGCGAACCAAAAUGGCUGCAUUCUUUGAGGCAGAGGCGAAGAAGGAGCAAGAGAAGGAAGAGGCGAAGCACAGGGCACUGGCUCAGGCUGUUACCACAGCGUCACUCGCAAGCAGCGCCGGAGGGUCGCUUGAGUAUCCUGAUCCGCGAAUGCGCCGCCCGCCUCACGUUCUCACCAUCGACACCUCCGAAGGCCCUGACCAACUACGAUCCAACCCUCAGCAGCGCUCACAAGGGGGAGCUAUCUCUGGAACACGCGAACAGUUUUCUUUGCAGGAAAUACAAGGCGACUCUAGCACUUUGUCCUCUCAAUAUACCCAAUCGCAGCAACCGUCGGAUCCUUUAGGUUCAUCACAUUCGCCAGUAUCUCACGCCUCUCCGUCGUCUCCACCGUCCAAGAUGGAACACAACCCGAAACGAAGACCAUCAUUGUUGAUUAAGGACGUCCUCUCUCACUACCAAGGAGAGAUCACCCCGCCUAUGAAGUCUCCGACCUCGCCGUCAGCCUCAUCCAGCCAUUUCUCAAAGGGCCACAAGAGUAGUCCUUACGCUGCUGCCGGUUCAACAGCCUCCUUAACCAACAUCAUGAAGCGGUUCAGCCUUAAAGAUCUCGGAAAUGGAGGACGUCUUUCUCUGUCGUCGCAGAGCAGUGGAAGCAGUAGUAGCAGCAGUGGUAGCGGGAGCAGUCCCAGCACGAUUGUUCAGGGGGGUCAUCCACUUUUGGGCGCACCGGUGUUAAGCAAAGGAAAGGCUUUGGAGACGCGGGUCGUCAAGCCUCUACGUACACAUCGUCCAGUAGGUGUUCCACGGAGCCGACCUCUCGGUGUUAUGGGGCGCAAGUUGGCAGCGGCAAAGUCUCGUCUUUCAUUGCCACAUGAUCGGGACGAUGAUUCCGAAGAGGAGGAGGAGGAAGAGGAGGAGGCUGAGAAUGAGCAAGCACCGUCGGAGGAUGGGACUGGGGAAACGGACGGAGACCACCUCUUGGAGUUUGAUCACUCUUCACGGAAGAGUCUGGGCGAUGAUGAGGACCAACGUGAGCUGGACGAUGGUUCCGAGUUAACAGCCGAGCAAGCCUACAGUCGGUCACGGAACAACGAGGAGAUUGACGAAGAGGAUUUUCAGGGCGUCUACACACCAUCGACAAUAUCGCCUAUUCCCUCCCCAGGACGAUUCUAUGGCCAGCAACAAGGCAGCAUCGCGGAGCCCAGUCCUAGUCUUGAAGGUUCUGUAUUCAUGCUUGCCAAGAACCUCUUGUCGCCUUCCAACCGGUCAGGACAAAGUGCCAGCUCCACCGCGGCAGGAAACACGGUUGUAGUCGGAAGAAGCUCGCGCCAUCAUGACAACGAUUACAGCCAGGGAGCACCUCCGGGUUCUUCCUCACGAGGCCAUAGACGACAGCGGUCUGGGCAUGGACUUUUGGAUGCUGGACUCGGUCUCUUGCCCACGCGUGAAAUCGUCGCCUCCAGCGGCCUCAGCUCUGGACCCAACAGUGCAGGUCACAAUAGCAUCCCAGACGGAAGGCGCUCGAGAGCAGAGUCUGUUUUGAGUACAGGAUCGGACAUCGGAGGAAUCAUUGUCCCUGACAUUACGCUUUUAUCGUCCUCUAUUCCCAACCAAACGCCGAUCCAACUUUCGACCUCUGAGCCGACCGGUCAUGCGAUGGCUAUGCCGGAUGUGUACGAUAACAAUGGCGAUGAUGACGGCAGUGGGUUUGACUUAGAUGGUCAAGAUUUGGAUGAGGGUCGGGAACGGCCCUCCACAAUGGAUAGUGACGAUGCCCCGCAUCCACUUAGACGAUCAGCAACUCAUGGCCCUAAUGAUCGAACAAAUCGCGGAUCUGGAUCUGGAACCGAGUCGGGGGGAGCGAAAACGACCGGCAGUUUGACCAGCCGAACCUCUGGCAGCUCACGUAGCCCUAGCACGAAGGGGGUCGAUGUCAAGCUGAUGCCGGCGCCUUUGCCGCGCAGCAACCAGCAUUAUCAGCGACAGCAACAGGAGCAGUUAGGGUCGUCUGGCAGCCUCACAGGGAACGCCACCGCUCCUACUUCUUCUUCCGGCCAUGUCUCGUUCUCAUCCAACACACGAUCUAACAGCAGUGGCAGUCAUGGAGGACACGACGACCAGAGCUGCCAAGGAGGAGUUCAUGAAGGAUUUGGCCAUGGUCUCAGCGGCAAGUCGUCCUCGACUACAUCAUCGACACACUUAUCCGAUUUUGGAUCAGGACCGUCAUCUCCAAUGGCAGCCACAAUAGUGCCCACCAACACGAUUUUGUCCAACCCGGCUCUGAACGGAUUCAAGGGGUUUAGCAUCAUGUCGAUCCCUGUGACAUCGCCUUCGGCCUCGAUCGCGUCGGCGCAGCACCAAUAUUUUUCGACAUCACAUUCACACCAACUCCCUCCCAGCUCGUCUUCAUCGGCUCACCGCGCUGGACAUCCGCAUGACCUUGGCCAUGGGUUCGAGGACGACAGAGCAUCGAUUCGGUCACGGACGUCGACAUAUCGCAGCCUAUUAGAUGAUGGGAACGACAUCUCAUCAGUUUUGGCCGCUGCAACUGCAGCGAUGGUGGGCGGCGCUGGUGGCAGCCAGCAGGGUGACCACGCGAUCUAUGGGCUGUCACCCGCAACGUCGUCGACAGGCCACUUGGUCUCGGACUCGUUGGUGCGACGACUGGAAGAGCUGCAGCAGCAGGACCAGGACCAGGAGGAGAGACAGCGUCAACGAGAGCGUGAGAAGGAGAAGGCCAGGACAUCGUCAUCGUCGUCGUCUCAGAAUCGACCAGUGGGGCUCUCGAGAGCAAACAGUGGCGCCAGUGUCCAGAGUUCUGUCAGCCAUCGAGUGUCAAACCCGCCCUCCUCUGGGCACGGUGCCGAUUUGACCGCUACUACACCUAUACCUACACAUAUGACAUCAACGUCGACAACAACCACGACAACGACGACGACAAGUACACCGUCUGUGAAAGUCAGUUCUGGAUCCUCCCGGAGUAAUUGGGACGACGACCACGAUGCCAUCAGGCGGGUCAGGAACCGGCCAGGGUAUGCUCAGGACAUUUAA